AUGCAGCAAGCUGCGCUCCUCCUCCGCCCUCUCCUUCCCGCCAGUCCUCCCCUCGCCGCCCCGCGACGCCGCCGUCGCGUCGGCUACCGAGGCGUCCGCGGGAGAUGCGCCCCCGGUGAGGGCGCGGAGUGGCUGAGCUCGGCGGUGGGGGAGAAGGUGGACGAGCUGCUGCGGCGCGAGGAGAACCGGGCGCUGCUGGACGGCGUCGAGGCCGCCGAGCGCCGCGUGGAGCUCGCCCGCGCCGCGCUCGCGGACAUCGAGCGCCAGGAGGCCGAAGCCCGCCUCGCCAGCGACGAGCUCCGCCUCCUCCAGAAGCGCCGGGACGAGAUUGUAGAGUCCCAGCGGGAAUUGCAGCAGGCAAGAGAAAUGAUUAAUGAGGCACAACUUUCUUUGACUUCUAGUCUUGAGGAUCGAGGCUUUUGGGAUACUUCAAGUGGAGAAGAUAUCGACAAAAAUAGCGAGAGACUUGAGUCUGUAAAAGCUGCAGCAAUUUCCUCUAUAAUCGGUGUUCUGGCUAGUUUGCCCAUAUCUUCCUAUGAAGUCCAGAGUUUACCCCAGCUGUUUAUUCGAUCAUCGGUUGUUCUCAUAAGUUGUGCGUUGUUUGGAGUCACAUUCCGGUAUGCAGUUAGGAGGGAUCUGGAUAAUAUCCAACUUAAAACGGGAGCUGCUGCUGCAUUUGCUGUUGUUAGAGGUCUUGCUUUGCUGGAAUCAGGGAGGCCCUUCGAGCUGAGCACUGAUGCCUUAUUGUCACUAGCUCUUGAUGGUGCAGUUAGUGUGGUUGGGAGCAUUUUCAUAUUUCUGCCUUCUGCUAUUGCACUGGACUAUUGUUUUAAGAUGAGAUUUUUGAGUCCAUUCCCUACAAGAAAACAAUAGAUUCUGUGAUUAAUCUGUAAGAUCAACAUUUAUAUUGGUUACUCCGUUGAUGAUAUGUAAUUUUGCAGAUUUCUUA
Lolium rigidum is the source of this 949-nucleotide messenger RNA. RefSeq lists its product as uncharacterized. Lineage: Eukaryota; Viridiplantae; Streptophyta; Magnoliopsida; Poales; Poaceae. The record is from RefSeq and is a predicted model, not a curated record. The transcript has 3 exons. The coding region runs from base 1 to 873 and encodes 290 amino acids.